GAGUUCUGCUCUCACCAGCAAGCAGAGCGCUAGGGCAGGGGUAGGGCUUCUCCGAAAAUAACUCUUUACACUUUCCAUUGCAAGACUUAAGAUCUGCAAAAGAAAUGGCACCCGCCGGAUCAAAGAAGGGCAUCCUGGAGCGCUUGAAUGCAGGCGAGAUUGUGAUUGGAGACGGCGGCUUCGUCUUCGCCCUGGAGAAGAGAGGCUACGUCAAAGCCGGCCCCUGGACUCCUGAAGCCGCAGCUGAGCACCCCGAAGCAGUGCGACAGCUGCACAGAGAAUUCCUGAGAGCAGGGUCAAAUGUCAUGCAGACUUUUACCUUCUAUGCCAGCGACGACAAACUUGAGAACAGGGGCAACACUGUCGGCUUCACUGGGGUGCAAGUAAACGAGGCUGCUUGUGACCUGGCCAGGGAGGUCGCCAAUGAGGGCGACGGCCUGGUGGCGGGCGGAGUCUCUCAGACCCCUUCUUACCUCAGCUGUAAAAGCGAGACAGAUGUGAAGGCCAUUUUCAAGAAGCAGAUGGACGUCUUCAUGAAGAAGAACGUAGACUUCCUGAUCGCAGAGUACUUCGAGCACGUGGAAGAAGCUGAGUGGGCAGUCCAAGUCCUGAAGGCCACUGGGAAACCUGUCGCUGCCACCAUGUGCAUCGGACCAAUGGGAGACAUGCACGGGGUCAGCCCCGGAGAGUGCGCCGUUCGUCUGGUGAAGGCUGGUGCCGAUAUCGUGGGUGUGAACUGCCACUUUGACCCAAAGACCUGCGUGGAGACUGUGGCUAUGAUGAAGGCAGGAGUGGAGAAGGCCGGACUCAAAGCUCACUAUAUGGUGCAGCCUCUGGCCUACCACACGCCUGAUUGUGGCUGCCAAGGCUUCAUCGACCUGCCCGAGUUCCCGUUCGCUCUGGAGCCCAGAGUGGUGACUCGCUGGGACAUACAGCAAUAUGCCAGAGAGGCCUACAAUGCUGGUAUUCACUUUAUUGGAGGCUGCUGCGGGUUCGAGCCCUACCACAUCCGUGCGAUAGCCGAGGAGCUGGCUCCAGAGCGCGGCUUCCUGCCCGAGGGCUCGCAGAAGCAUGGCCAGUGGGGAAGCGGUCUUGAGAUGCACACCAAGCCCUGGGUCCGUGCAAGAGCUCGUCGUGACUACUGGGAGAAGCUGAAGCCCGCCUCCGGCCGCCCGUUCUGCCCAUCCAUGUCCCACCCAGACAGCUGGGGCGUCACUAAAGGCCACCCGGACCUGAUGCAGCAGAAAGAGGCCACCACUCAGGAUCAGCUGCGCCCGCUGUUCGCCAAGUCCGAAACCAAGUGAGGGGUGUGGAAUAUGAAUGAAGGAAAAACCUGACACUCACCUGUGCCACCAGAGUGUGGGAAACGACGAGGAGAGGAGAGAUUGAAGAAGACAACACCUCAUUCUCUUACUUGGUCUCUUUCUUUGUUUGUUUGUGUAUUAUCAGAAACACAUUGUUCAUAUUGCUAUGUUUUUCCAGGACCAUUUUUCUAUUAAGUCGAUUCCACCCGUCUGAUGACUCUAGACGGUACUUUUAAAUCUCGGCAUGACCACCUUUCAGCCGUUGUUUUGAAAAUUCCAGGUUUGCUGAACACUCCAGGUUUUCAGUGUUUGGUCAAGUCAUGAUUUCUUGAGGUUUAGCGUUCUGUUGUUGACUUAAUGCUUCAUUAAACAGUUCAAUACAA
Messenger RNA from Clarias gariepinus (North African catfish), 1687 nucleotides. It is a transcript of the gene bhmt, whose product is annotated as betaine-homocysteine methyltransferase. Gene Ontology annotation, molecular function: zinc ion binding; betaine-homocysteine S-methyltransferase activity. The coding region runs from base 105 to 1304 and encodes 399 amino acids. The record is from RefSeq and is a predicted model, not a curated record. The transcript is spliced from 8 exons. NCBI's taxonomy places the organism in Eukaryota, Metazoa, Chordata, Actinopteri, Siluriformes, Clariidae.